Messenger RNA from Papaver somniferum (opium poppy), 1212 nucleotides. RefSeq lists its product as uncharacterized. Lineage: Eukaryota; Viridiplantae; Streptophyta; Magnoliopsida; Ranunculales; Papaveraceae. The coding region runs from base 1 to 1212 and encodes 403 amino acids. Gene Ontology annotation, molecular function: protein dimerization activity. The record is from RefSeq and is a predicted model, not a curated record. The transcript is spliced from 3 exons.
AUGACAGGUGGAGACUUACAUAGGUCUACAAAGACUAGAUUUGCAACUCAGUAUUACACACUAGAAAGUCUUCAAAAGUAUAAAAAUCCUUUACAAAUGAUGUUUGUGAAUGAUAGGUGGGCAAAAAGUAGAUUUGAAAAAGAAAAUGUUGGAAUUAAUGCCCUUAAAAUUGUUACAAGUAGUACAUUUUGGGAAGAUGUUGAUUACUCUUGUAGUGUGUUGAAGCCUUUAGUUAAGGUUGUAAGACUAGUGGAUAUCAAGCGCAAACCUACGAUGCCUUGUUUUUAUGAUGCAAUGAGAAUAGCAAGGGAUCAAUUAGAGAAGAAUUUCAGCAAAGAUUAUGAUACUUGGGCUGUAAUUAAUGCUUGCUUUGAGAAAAGAUGGAAGAAAAACUUCAAUCAUGCUCUACAUUGUGCUACAUAUUAUUUGAAUCCAUCCAUAUUCUACAAUAUUGAAACUUAUGAAAUGGAUAGUAAUGAAAAGUACAUAGAAAUCAAAAGGGGACUUCAUACAGCAAUGGAAAGGCUUAUACCCAAUGAAGAUGAGCUUGAUCAAGCUACAAGUGAAUUGAGAAAGUAUGCUGAUGCUGUUGGGAUCUUGGGAAGUCCAUCUUGCAAAAGAAGAAGAACCAAGGAUCAACCUCAUGAUUGGUGGAUUACAUUUGGAGGAAUCGAUGUGCCUAACCUGCAAAAAUUUGCAAUCAAAGUAUUGAGUCUUACUUGUUCUGCUUCCCCAUGUGAGCGAAACUGGAGCACAUUUCAAAAUUUGCACUCGAAAAAACGAAAUCACAUAAAAAAACAGAAGUUGAAUGAUAGUGUCUUUAUCCAAUAUAAUAAGAAAUUGCAGCGUCGUUACAUAGAAAUCCAACAAUAUAACGACGAUGAUAAAGCAAAUGAUCCUAUUUUACUGGAGGAGCGUGAUGACAAUGAUGAAUGGUUGGAUUUACGAAAUUUGAAUGACUUGGAUGUGCUAGGUGAUAAUGUAAGUUUCAAUGAUUUGCAAGAGACAGCGGGUGAAGAAUGUGAGACAGUUGGUAGUGGAGGUGCUUCUAGUUCUCGAAGCAAGUCUACUUUUCCAACCGACUCGGAGUAUGAUGGAUAUGAUACCGAUGAAUUGAUGUUGGACACUGAAAAAGGGCUACUCGUUGUUGCUGAGAAUGACGGAGUUACUCAAGAUGAUGAUAUCUAUGAUUAUUCAAAUUAUGUUGAUUAG